Molecule: messenger RNA, 2428 nt
Organism: Mizuhopecten yessoensis (Yesso scallop)
Lineage: Eukaryota; Metazoa; Mollusca; Bivalvia; Pectinida; Pectinidae
Exons: 2
Coding region: 532-1572 (346 amino acids)
Cellular component (GO): Golgi apparatus
Molecular function (GO): glycosyltransferase activity
Source: RefSeq, a predicted model, not a curated record
CGAGUAGAGGAAGCCCAGAAAAAUAUGUCUGACUUAGGAGUCACGCCAGCAGGUAGCUACCAUAGUGCAAUUUUCUAUCUUAAUCACCGCGUAGUAACGGUGAUUGAUGAUUUUAAACAAUUCUUGUAACAUAUCUGACACGUGUCGCUUUCGUUUAUCGCGAUCAGAACUGUUAGACCAGAGUUGUUCGUUUAAAUGCAUUACAGUCGGACCUUAGGUGGUAAUCUGAAUCUGAUGCUGCUUUCAGACGAGCUUUGACAAAACCUUGCAAGGCCUGCAUCAACAUUUGCAGGCCCGCUAGGAUUUAUACCCGAACAUGUUACAUUGAAAAACAGACAAACCGGUUGUUCUGCAUAAACGAACAGACCCCUGGAGUAUGAUACAUGACGCUAACAGGAUAAUCACGAGGGAAGUGACACAACUCCUGAUCAAAUAUGAACUUUCAAAAGAAUGCAUACCUGUUUAGGUUUUUUGCCACAACAUAAAGUAUAAUUACAGCUUCAUUUUAGAAAGGAGAUUUUAAGCUGAAAGAUGAGGAUGAUGAAAAAAUUUGUUUUGGUUCCUCUAGUCUUUACUAUAGCAGUAGUGUGUCCACUUCUGAUCUACUUCAAAGCAGAUAGGUCUGUUACAUCAAAUGAUAAUGAGAUGAAGCGUGAUUCAUUGCAUGGAAACACCAACAUUAUCAUAGAAUCUAACCCUGAAACUGUGAUUAACCAAGAUAGUGGUAUUUUGUCUGUGGUAGAAAUGGGGAAAAGAAUCCACUCCACAACCAAUGAUACAGUUCUGGUCACACUUAUAAAUGAUGCCUACAUGAGCUUCACCUAUAGUUGGCUGUGUAACACAAAAUACAUGGACAUUCACAAACAAGUGUUGUUCAUUACGACUGACACUGUGUCCAGAGACAAGCUUCACAAGGACUGGCCAGAAGUGAGUGCUGUGACUCUGUCGGGCCUCUCUCUGAGUGGAGACCAGGUAUACAGCCACGCAGGCUAUGUAAGACUGAUGGUCAGAAGGACUGAGGCUCUUUUAGCCAUGCUGAAUGCCAACCUCGAGAUUUUCCUAUUUGAAGUAGAUUGCCUUUGGAUUCGCAAUCCAUUGCCAGUGUUGAAAAAGACAGCCAAACAAUAUGAUAUUCUAGUGACUCCAGUAUCCGAAAGACCAGGUAUUAUAGCAGGUGGGUUUCUGUUCAUGCGUCCAACAACUGCAAUGAAGGUGACUUGGCGAGCACUUGUUGAUAAACUCUAUAAUCUUGAUACCCGUUUGAAAAAACUGCCACCCAACCAAGUAAUUUCAGAAGGUGACAAUGAUCAACAGUUCCUGUCUGCUUUGAUCAUGUCAAGAUACAAAGGGAUACAGUACAAAAUGUUGACUCUGCAAGUCUAUCCUGACGGGAAAUGGUAUUCUUAUCCGGAAUCUAAACAGAAACAGCUGGACCCAGACAUUAUCAACAAUAACUGGGCUCUCGGAAACAAGGUGAAAAUUGACCGUGCCAAAAAGUGGCACCAUUGGUUUAUCAAGGAGGACAAUGUUACUUGCGACAUGGAUGAAGUCAGAAAAAUUGUGAAAAAUUAGAUGGUGUUCUGAAAUUGGUAAUGAUACAGGUGAUUUGAGACAAUGGGUCAGACUCGUGGCUUUGAAAGAAUGCAGCAAAACACUAGAUAGCUUUCAGGUUUUUUUUGCGAUUUUGUGAUUUUUUUAUUUUCAAACAAAUUGUUGUUUAAAUACAAAUAUCUACUAUAAAAAUCAAAAGUAAUACAUAUAUGACUUGUAAUUCAUAUUAUUUUUAUUUGGAACCUCAGACAUAACUAUAAGGAUUCAAUCAAAAUUUGAAGAAAAAAAUUCAUAAUCUGUUGUAUUUAAAAAAUAUUUUAUAUGAAUAUUAUUUGAAUUUAUUGUUCAUACAGUUUUGGGUGAUAUUUCCAAAGUAGAUCAAAGUAACAUACAUGGGAUCAUUAUAGGCCAACUUUUGUAAAAAAAUUCCUGAAGAAAAAGCGUCCACAAGUCAUAACAUUUCGGUCGGACCUGGAAAAUUUACUGGUUUUCUUUCAAGGUUUCCCAUACUCUGAACUUUUUUGUUUUGUUUUUAAGAAAGUUCUUAGACAAUACAUUUAAAACAUUUGUAAGAUCAAACAAAGUACUAAAAUUUUGAAUUACAACCCUAUACAGUUAGGAAGGAUUGGUUUCAUGUAUUUGUGAUCUAGUUGUAUUAAAAACUUACGUUUCUGAAGGUGAAGCUCCAGAUAUUACAUUAACGGGAUUUUUCCCCCCCCAAAAUCACCAAAAGGUUACCUGGUCAUUCCCCGCAAACUGAUUGAUCCCUGUAUGAUUUGUACUUAUUGUGAUUAACAGUGAAGAGGCUUAAAAUCAAUAAUUUCUAUUACAGAUCUUCUUGAUAUUAACUUGUAAUAGCUAUAUAUAUAUAUAUAUA